This is a messenger RNA of Mauremys reevesii (Reeves's turtle), 4524 nucleotides long. Its product is annotated as KIAA2012 ortholog. The record is from RefSeq and is a predicted model, not a curated record. Lineage: Eukaryota; Metazoa; Chordata; Testudines; Geoemydidae. The coding region runs from base 46 to 4020 and encodes 1324 amino acids. The transcript has 24 exons.
CAAGUUUACAGUUUUAGAGGCAAGAUGAAAGGUCACUAAGGAAAAAUGCCCAAUCUUUCCCUAUUAAGCCGUGGUACUGGACAGGUGGUCAAAAAAACCCAGGAGAAAUUGGAGGUGCACUUUGAACCAGAGGAUUAUCUGAACUGGAAGUCUCAUGAAGGUUACUGCCAUGUCAGCAGAUUACUGAAUGAGAGGCAGUUUAUGAAGGGCUGCUGGGGUGUGUAUCUUCCUAAAACCUACAGCACAAAAACUGGUGCGCUGGUUCUCUACUCUGAAGAUUUAGCAGAGCCAUCAUGGAAACAAAGAGGAGGGAGAAGUGGCCAGCAAGGCCUCAGACACAGAAGGAAUAAGCUACAGACUGAAUUGCACACGCUCCAAGAUUUGACAAGAGCCAUUUUGGCAUACGGAGGCAGACAGAAGGAUCAGAAAGGGACAGCUUGGCAUCCACACCUCCAUUUCCUGAAAAAGCCGGAUAACCAGAUUGAUCGACAGAUUCGCCCAGGCUAUUCAGCCAAGAGGUACCUCUUCAGACUCUCUCAGACCUGGGAUCCUAGCAUUAUAUACAGGCUCCAGUGUGCAGGAUAUAUCAGGGACCCUUUAUUGCUUCAGAAUUCCCUAAACACACCAAAUCACAGAAUAGGACAACAGGACCUGUCAGCUGUACCCAAAAAAUAUCACCUCCUGCCUGUGUUCCCAUCUUUCUGGGCUGAGCUAAGCCAACACAUCCAUCCAGGCCAAAGUUAUUCAGUUCAGAAGAAGGCCGAGAACAGAGAAAACCGGGUGGAAGGACAUGAAGUAGAAACACGUGGCCAGAGGAGAGCUCGAGUACCUGUUCGGGUUUCAGUGAAAAGAUUGAGUCUAGAACUCAGACCUUCACCUGCAAAGGAGGCCACCUGGAGUCAGAAUGCAGCAUGCACAAAGGUCCCACAGGGCACAGAGGUGGAAGAUCACCAAGAUGUGGAGCGUGCAAUGGAGGGUCAAUGGCACGGGGAAAAGCCACACCAGACAGAGAGUCAAGAGUACCAUGAAAAGCUGAACCAAAUUGUCAAGAGCUCUGUUGGGAAUGCCACUAUUGAUACUUCUCAACUUUUGAGUGAGAGAUCCUACAUGACUUUCUAUGGAGGCUAUUUCGCUGGAAGAAAAAAGCCCUACAGUGUUAAACAAGGGCAUCUGAAUAACCAGGAUGGCAAAGAAGAAGGGCACCUUAUUGAAACAGGUUUUUUCCCUCCUAUUCAGUCUGCCAUGGACUCGGUCAGGGUGGAACACAGAAAGCAGGCGCCAGAGACUUUGAAGUUCCCUUCAAUCUCAGAAGAAUCACCCAGAGCCCAAGUGCCCCACAGGAAACAAUUUAGAUCCAGUGAUCCGCCAAAGGAGCUUCUGAUCCUGCCUUUGCUUAUUCAGUUGCAAACCCAGCCCGAGACCAAAGCAAAGAAUCAAACAGCAGCUUCUUGUGACAAGUCCAGAUCAGAGGCUGAUGACGACUGUGAGAAGUUGUUGGCUCCUUCACCACAUGAUCUCAUUUCUGGGCCAGAGGGUACAACUGAACAGCACCAAAUAGUCAUUGGCGAAAACCCAGAGAUACAUCAAGGUAGCUUCUUCCUACCUCCAAUAACCAGUCGAAAGUUCACUCUGGAGGGGAGGAAGGCAGGAAUAAGAGGGGUGAAUGCUGGAAAGGAGGGCCACUAUAAAAGAGAUGGUGAUUUAUUCACCCAGAAUGCAGUCCCAAGAUUAGAUCUGCUGCCCCCUAUAUACGGAAAGAAGGGUCCAGGGAACCAGAGUAGCAAGACAAACUUCAAAACGUUCAGCAGCAGCACUAUGACCAGCAGCACUUCUAAGCCUCUCCCGAUAGGAAUCACUCGUGGCACCCUACCAGAAGAGCUGAGAGAGUGUUAUAAUGGUACUUCACUAGGCAGCCUCAUAAUGGGUCCUGAUGGAGAAAUUGUCUGUCUGUCCCUCUUGGGAUCUGUCCAAGAUGCAGAAGUUCCUGCUCAGUUUAGCUUCGUUCCAGAUAAAGGAGACUGUGGAUUACCCCUUAAAACAGGAACCAGCCUUCAUAUAAAUCCACAUGAAACCUCCCCUUUGAGGCAAGAAAUGAAUGACAAGAAAUGCUCCAAGUCCUUGGGAGCAGCUGUCCUCAAGAAAGGAGAGCCUCAGAGUUUUAUAAAGAAAAAGCUGGAAGUCACCCUGCCCUUAGAAGCAGCUGCCCUGAAGAAAGGAGAUUCUGGGGUUUGUACAGCUAAAGGUCUGGAAAUUAGAACACAACAAGGAUAUAGACACUGCAUAGAAAAUGAACAUAAAGGAAAUGGGGGCUCUGUUCCUGAAUUCAAAGAGAAGAGCCAACAUGGCCAAGACAGUCUCUCUGGACACCUCAGGUUGACACAGGAUCAACACACUAAGUUGUGCUCUGACUCACCGAUGCAUUCCAACGGUGUAACACAGACACCUGGAGCAAAGCAGCAGGAGGACAGUAACUUUGUGAAAGAUCCAGGUAGGCAAAUGGAUGGAGCACCUGGAUCCCAUAGUAUUUCACACCCAGGAUCCUAUGGAGGCCAUACAGUGAGCCCUACUGAAGAAAUGGGUCAAGACUCUGAAUCUGGUAACUAUCUCCUGGGACCUUCCAGUCACAGGCCGAUGCUACAAGAGAAUGUUGGAGUAGCCAUGAGUCAUUCUGAAAAGCAGCAUGUGAUAGAGAGAGAAAAGACCACCCAGCCAAAGGAGCUCUGCAAGCAAACGACUGCCAGCGUCAAUGCUUUCCAGCACACAGAAGUUGCAAAGAACAAAACCAUGAAAAGGCAGAGAAAUGAAUUGACCAAGAUGGACCCAGUAUCCAAAGCACAGAAAAAAAGCGGUAACAAAGACAAACGACACAGCAGAGAAGAAUUUGUUGUUGGAAAACCAAGAGAGAAAAAGGCCGAUGAGAAAAGAACAUCUUCUCUCAGGAAAAAGACUACUGGAGUCAAAAGACCAGAGACCAUCCAAGAACCAAAGCAUAAGGAAGAAGGGCAGGAAACAGAAGCAGCAGCAGAUCAGAGCAGUGCAGCUGCUGGAGAUGAGGAGUUAUGUGAUGACAGGAGCCCUUCUCCCUUCAGCUCUCCUAUUAAAGACCAUUUGCUCCCUCCAGAGAGCCCUCAGUUUUGUUCUGAGCAUUAUGACAGUCCUUCUGGUUCUAGUCCAGCUCACGAAAAAUUUACUCAGACUCACCCAAUAAUCACCACAGUUAGUGGCACUGAAUUGGACGCAGGCAUAAGCAAUGAGGUCUCAGAGGAUCUCCCUAGAAAUCAGCAGGAGGAGAAAUUAUCACGGGACAGAAUGCGAGCAGAGAAGGCACAGAGAAGACGGCUAGAGGUAGAGAGGAAAAGAAGGGAACAGGAGGAACAGAAAUGGAAACAGCAAGAGCAGCAGGAGCGUAUGGAAAAAAUGAAAGAAGAACUGGAACAGGAGCAGAAGAGAAGGGCAGAGGAGAUGCGUUUACGGAAACAGGAGCUAGAAGAACAGCACCAGCGCCAGGAGGAAGAGGCAGCGAGGAAGCUACAACACGAGAAAGCAGCACAGGAACGUAUCCGACAGCAGCAGGAGGAAUAUCGCAGAAAACUUCUGGAGCUGCAGAAGAAGAGACAGCAGGAGGAACAAGAACGUGCAGAGGCAGAAAAACGCAGACAGAAAGAAAGGGAAAUGUGGCUAGAGGUGGAACGACAACGGCUAGCAGAGAUGGCAGAAGAAGAACGCCUGGAGUAUAAAAGAAGGAAACAGGAGGAGGAGGAACAGGCAAGGCGUGAGGCCGAGGAAAGGAGGAAGAAAGCGGAAGAGGCAGCUAGAUUAGCUUUGGAGGAAGCAAAGACACAAGCACAACUUCUAGCCAGGCAAAGAGAAGCUCUGGAGCAGCACCUGCGAUUCCAGAGGGAAUUGCUAGUGGAAGCCAGUGGACUGGAACAUACACAGCAAAUUUCACGGCCAUGGGUUUAUUCUUAUUUUCAGCUGCUCCAAAUACUAGGCCUGGAGACAGCAAAAGAAAACAAAUAAAUGCGAGGAUACUGAGAGGAUAGGGGUUAUUGCAGUGGACUCUUCCAAUUCACUGAAUCCAAUUAAGAGUUCUCUUGAACUCGUCCAACCCAAUGGGAAGUACAAAACAUGGCCUAAGACUUCCCUAUUCCUUCUUGGGGAGAUAUUUUCUCUUCUAAAUCCACUUCCCCAGUAGAUAAGAACGCUUUAUAUGCUCAUCCAAUAGGUGGGAAAGCAAGCACUCAGGAUGCUAUAGUUAACCAAUAGACAACCUAAUUAACAGCCUGAGUUAGCCCUACAGUCUCUUGUGGCCCAAGAGCAGACUUCUCCUACCCUGUGUCCCCCUCCCAGAUUCUCAGGACCAUUCCGUAGAAGCAGGGCAGUACUUUUCCACAAACUUGUGGAGGGUAUGAGAGCCUCUCUGACAUGAAGGAUCCUCAGGCCAACUAACUUAGCUAUGGUCAUCAGAUCCAGAAACAGCUAGAUUUUAUGCAUAUUAGCAUCAUGCAAUCCCAAGAAGCCAAC